Messenger RNA from Melanotaenia boesemani (Boeseman's rainbowfish), 1610 nucleotides. It is a transcript of the gene sting1, whose product is annotated as stimulator of interferon response cGAMP interactor 1. Gene Ontology annotation, molecular function: 2',3'-cyclic GMP-AMP binding; cyclic-di-GMP binding. Gene Ontology annotation, biological process: reticulophagy; positive regulation of macroautophagy; defense response to virus. The transcript has 7 exons. Gene Ontology annotation, cellular component: autophagosome; endoplasmic reticulum membrane. The record is from RefSeq and is a predicted model, not a curated record. NCBI's taxonomy places the organism in Eukaryota, Metazoa, Chordata, Actinopteri, Atheriniformes, Melanotaeniidae. The coding region runs from base 69 to 1298 and encodes 409 amino acids.
GAGGAGACAGGAGAGGUUUUAUAAAUAAGUAGACAAAGUCUUUUCUGUGCCAGAGAAAACGCAUCAAGAUGCAGCAUCUCCGAGAUCAGGAUGCUAUCAUCCCUCUGCCUCGUGGGAAUUUGCCUAAGGUGUGUUCUGUUGUACUGGCUGUCAUAACAACAGUUGCCUUGGGGGUUAUGUCCUCCGAGAGGUUAUUCGGCUGGGCGGCACUGGCAAUACUCACCAUGACGUUUGGCCCUCUGCUACAUGGGCUCUGCCUGCUGUCAGAGGAGAUGCUGCACCAUUUGAACACAAGGCAUCGAUGCCGAGUGCUCCACGUGGCGUCGGCCUGCGGUUUGUGGGGCAAGACCCUGCUGGCUGCAGUGGUGGCAGGCCUUGUGCUGUACCUAACCAGACAUACUCUGCCACACAAAAACCAACACUGGGAACUCCUUUUCCUGACUCCUGUUGUUUAUACCCUGCUCAAAAGCCUGGGAAUCCUGGGUCCAUCAGAGGUGGAGGUGUCAGACAUCUGCGAGGGGAGGAAGAUGAACGUGGCACACGGCCUGGCUUGGUCCUUUUACCUGGGUUACCUGCAGCUGGUGCUUCCUCGUUUGGAGGAUGCCAUCGCAAAGUUUCGUGCCACACAUCUGUCCAGCAUCCAUCCACAUCAGACCCCCCUCUGGAGUCGCGGCUCCAAGAAACUCCUCAUCCUCAUCCCUCUUGAUAGUAACAUCCCAGACAAGCUGGAGGACGAGGAUAACAACAUCUACUUUUAUGACAACCUUCCAAACAAUGAGAUGAACAGGGCAGGGAUCCGGGGUCGGGUUUACAAGCACAGUGUCUACAGAGUGCACGAUGAAAAAGGGAAGGUCUAUGACUGUGCGAUGGAGUAUGCAACCCCUCUGCUGACGCUGUACAGGAUGUCCCAGGAGAGGAGUGCAGGUUUCGGGGAGCCUGAGCGCAGGCAGCAGGUCCUUCUCUUCUACAGGACCCUGCAGGACAUCCUGGAUCAGUCGCUGGAGUGUCGCAACCGCUACAGACUCAUCCUGCUCACUGAUGAGUGUAAGGAUGACCCUCAUUCCCUAUCCAAAACCAUCCUGAGACACUUGGAGCAGCAGGAGAAAGAGGAGUUCUGUCUCCACCCGCCUCUCAACCAAGAACUGGUACAACCAUUUCAGAACGCUACGUCUGGAAACAAAGAGUGGCAUCGUGCAGAACCGAUGAGCAGAGAGCCCACUCUCAUGAUCAGCCUGGAGAAACCUCAGCCUCUCAGGGAGCCGACCGAGAACACCGAUUCCUGGUUCAGAGAAACAUAAACACUUCUCUCCUGCAACAUUAUAUGUCUGCAUCUGCUUGUUGUGACCUGGCAGAUGUAGGUUGAGGAAAUGUUUCACUCCUAAAUGCAUGAAAUUAUUAGCAGAUAUAUAAAAACAAAAUAAACACAAGAGAAGAAAAAUCUGGGAAAAAUAACAAAUAGAAAAAGAGGGGAACACAAUGACAUACGGUUAUCAGUUCCCAGAGUCAGAAUCAAACAUGGAGAAGCUGCAUUCAGCUUCUAUGCUCCACAUGUCUGGAACAAACUCACAGAAAGCCUCAGAUCAGCUCAAACACUCAGUUUAUUUAAAUCC